AUGGGCCUUUUUGAGAUCCCCGAGUUAAACACCCGUCUGGGCACUUGGCGCGCCUAUCAUUUGGCUGCCAUUGUCUUUAUCUCCUCCUUCCUGUCCGCCUAUGACUCGGGUAUUGCCGGCGGAAUCCUGACAUUCACGUCGUUCGAGAAGGACUUCCGCUAUGCGAGUGCUCAUGAAUCGAAGGUGUCCUCCCUCACGGUCGGCCUGGAGCAGAUGGGAUCCUUUGUUGCAGCCGCCUGCGUUUAUCCAUUAACCAAUUGGUAUGGGCGCAAAAUAACGAUCAUCGGCUCAACCGCUCUCUUUGUAAUCGGCGUGAUCAUUCAGCUCAUCAAUACCCACUCCCUGGCCGCAUGGUAUGUCGGUCGUGUUGUAGCUGGUUUGGGUAUGGGAGGUCAGAGCGUAGUGAUUCCGAUGUAUUCGGCGGAGAUGACUCCAAAGGAGAUUCGAGGCCGCUGUGGCUCAUUUUACCAGUGGCUAUACGCAUGGGGUGUCUUUACGGCAUACUGGGUGGACUACGGUGUUGGUAAGAAUACUUCGAUUGCGGGCACCUCGAGGGAGUGGCAGAUCCCUGUCGGUCUACAGCUGAUUUCUGGAGGCAUACUGCUUCUCGGAACUCUGACACUCCCUGAGUCGAUCCGUUGGCUAUUGACCCAGAAUCGGGUCGAAGAUGCCUGGAAAUCCAUCACCUGGAUUCGCGGCGGCGAUACCCCCAAGACACGCGAUGAAUUCGCAGAGACCCAGUUAGGUCUUCAAGCCGAGAUUGCCGAGCGUGCCAACUUCUCCCUGCGUGAGCUCCUCGAACCCGCCAAUCGCCUCCGCUUCCUGGUUGGCCCUAUGCUGUUCAUCUUCCAGAAUGCGACGGGAAGCAGUGCCUUGGCCGUGUUUGCGCCUCAAUAUUUCAAAUUGAUUGCCGGAAGCGGAACUAAUCGUAAUAUGUUGUUGACAGGUCUGUUUGGUGCUGUCAAGGUCAUCGCGAGUACAUUUUUCAUUGUCUUCCUGGCAGAGCGUUUGAGUCGCCGGAUAACCCUGGUCAGCGGAUCGGCUCUUAUGGCUAUCUGUAUGCUGAUUACUGCGCUGGUUGUGGACUAUGUUCCAACCCAGUCUGCUACCAAUGUGACCGCGGCGGGUCGGGCGACAGUUGCAAUGAUUUAUCUUGACAUUAUGAUCUACAACUGCUCCUGGGGCCCUCUUCCCUGGGCCUAUGUGCCGGAGAUCUUUCCAACCCGGAUCCGUGCUCUGGGUCUGGCAGUCAGCAUGUUGGCCCAUUGGGCAUCAUCCUUCUGCUUUUCCUUCGCCAGUCCUUACAUGAUUUCCAACGUCGGCGCGAACACUUUCCUUAUUUUCAUGGGCUUUGACGUUUGCUCCGCUGUCUUCUGCUGGUUCUUCGUCAAGGAAACCCGCGGCCAGAACCUUGAAGUCGCCGCUGGUACCGAAUGGGAGACCGCUGAGCGCAGCUCAUCUGAUGAUGGUGAAAAGGGUGGUGUGAUCAAUGCGGAAGGCAGAAAAGUGCAGCUUGUCAGUGUGCAUGAGAACUUCCAUGCGAAUAUUAAGCAUCGCUCUUGA
Penicillium macrosclerotiorum is the source of this 1563-nucleotide messenger RNA. Its product is annotated as sugar porter family MFS transporter. The transcript is spliced from 4 exons. Bases 1 to 1563 code for a protein of 520 amino acids. The record is from RefSeq and is a predicted model, not a curated record. Gene Ontology annotation, molecular function: carbohydrate:proton symporter activity. Lineage: Eukaryota; Fungi; Ascomycota; Eurotiomycetes; Eurotiales; Aspergillaceae. Gene Ontology annotation, biological process: transmembrane transport; carbohydrate transport. Gene Ontology annotation, cellular component: membrane.